AUGACCAUGGGCCUCGAACCGAUGCAUCCCAUGGACUGGAUCGAGAUUGACGAGCACUAUGAGGAGGAGAUGGCCCUGCGCCGCACGCUCAUGAAGGAGAAGAGGGACAUUGUCCUGGUCAGCUUACCGGGGGCUGAGGCUGCAAAUGCUGAGAUGCUGGAGCUCCUGGCAGACUUCCUGCCCAAGCGAUUCCCAGACCGUUUCACAAGGGAUGGCGAUGUGCUGAUCAAUCAUUCCACCGGCGAUGUCUGGAACCUUGCCGACCCAACGCUGGACCCCUUGGAAGCGUCAGCUCUGCUUGUGCAGGAGGACCUGUGCCUGAUGACCACGGACGACCAGGGAACGCUGCGAUUUGUAAGUGGCGCAGUGCUCUUUCCGCAGAGAUGGAGCCUUUUGGAGAAGAUCGGCAUGGACUUGAGGCGGAUCCAUGAGCCUGUACCAAUCUUCAAUGGCGAGAUCUUGAAGCCCGUUAGCAACUUCAUGAGCCGCAUCGCUCCCAACAAGCCCUUCUACCGGGCUAACUGGACGAUCUCCGACAACCCAGAGCUCUUCCAACCGCUUGUUGAGGAAAACAUCCUGGCAGCUAAUGCUGGGGAGAUCAUCAACAACAAACCCAUCACAAUCCAGAAUGCUGGGGAGCGGCUGCAGACCAGAUGUGAGCGCGAGACGCUGUCACGCUUCCCCAAGACGCGGGCCAUCCUGUUCACCAUCCGCACACACAUGCACAAGCUUGACACCUUCGAGGACAAACCCCACAAGGCAUGGGAGCUGGCCCGUGCUCUGCGCAACCUGCCUCACGAACUGGUCAAGUACAAGACAAUUGCUGCAUUCAAGGACCAGGCCCUGGCCUACCUCGACAAGAUCUCAAUGUCAACUAAGGUACAGGUCCCAGGGUGCAAACUCCAGUUCGAAGCUUUUUUUUCCAGCCCCUGUAGUGCCGCACCCCAAUAA
Coccomyxa subellipsoidea C-169 is the source of this 951-nucleotide messenger RNA. RefSeq lists its product as hypothetical. The transcript has 7 exons. The record is from RefSeq and is a predicted model, not a curated record. The coding region runs from base 1 to 951 and encodes 316 amino acids. NCBI's taxonomy places the organism in Eukaryota, Viridiplantae, Chlorophyta, Trebouxiophyceae, Coccomyxaceae.